GCCCAUUGAGGCUGUUUUUCACGGUCGUCGACGGCCGGCUUCGGGCCGUUUGCAUCCGGGCUGGAAUUACAUAUUAUAUCACACCGUCCAACUCCGACCCCUGGAAUAUCGGACAUCCGACCAUAUGAUGAGAGAGGCGGCCGGCCAAAUCUGCCCCUGUUGUACAUUUUGUUGCGGAGGACGGUCGUAACUCGUUACUCCAGAUGUAUUGGAUCCGAUAAGAUCCGUGCCGCGCCAUAUUUCUUUUUCUUCGCCUUGCACAUGUAGCGGCCGGUGCUCCACAUGGAAAGAAUACACUGGGAAACAGGAUCCGUACAUAUAUAUAUACGGCGCUCCCUCCCACCCGCACCCCCAUCAAUUCAUAGAUACAGUAUAUGGGCAUUACAAGUUAUCAAAGCACAUCAGCAUCUCCACUCUCAAACUCCACUCUCAACAUCACAUCACUUCAAAAACACUGACCCGACACCCACCCGAAAAAAAUGGCCUCGACAACCACCCUAACAGCCCCGUCGCUCCUAGCCAGCAAAAAACCCUGGGACGCCCGUCUCGCCGGCCCCGUGCCGCAUGACGCGACGUAUUAUGCAAAGUGCUUCAUGUCCGGGAUUGUGGCGUGCGGGACGACGCAUACGGCUAUGACGCCGUUGGAUGUUACGAAGUGUAGUAUGCAGGUGAAUCCCGCAAAGUACACCGGUCUCGGCCAAGGCCUACGAACCAUCAUCGCCGAAGAAGGCAGCCGGGCGCUCUUCAAAGGCUGGGCGCCGACCGCGAUCGGCUACGGCGCGCAAGGCGCCUUCAAAUUCGGCCUUUACGAGUACUUCAAGGACGCCUACUCAAACCUCGUCGGCGAGGAAUAUGCGCACAAGUACAAGCAGCUCAUCUGGUGCGCCGGGUCCGCGUCCGCGGAGUUCUUUGCGGAUCUCGCCCUGUGUCCGAUGGAGAUGACGAAGGUGAAGGUGCAGACGUCGGCGUUCGGGACCUUCCCGACGGCGCUUGGACCCGCCCUGUCGACCAUGAUCUCCAACCGCGCUGACACGAGGUUCCCGUACGGGUCGCUGGGUCCCCUCUGGGCUCGCCAAAUCCCCUACAACGUCUCCAAAUUCUUCUUCUUUGAGCAAAUCGUCUCCGGCUUCUACACCUACCUCCUCACCAAACCCAAAGACUCCUACUCCAAGACAACGCAGCUGGGCGUCACCUUCGCCUCGGGGUACCUCGCGGGCGUCGUCUGCGCGAUCGUCUCCCACCCGGCGGACUCGAUCGUGUCGCUCAUGUCCAAACCCGAUAACAAGGGGAAGAGUGUGGGGCAGAUUGCGAGGGAGACGGGCGCGAGACGGUUGUUGACGGGGGGUUUGGGGACUAGGGUGCUUAUGAUUGGGACGCUUACGGGCAUGCAGUGGUGGAUCUACGACUCCCUGAAGACCGCCAUGGGCAUGGGAACCACCGGCGGCGCCUCCCCGGUCAAGUGAAGUAACCCCGCCAGUAGCAGCGUGCAUUCGACGCGCGGCGGCUUUCAACGGACCACGGAUCGCCAAUAGAACCCAGAGGCUGGAAAAAGCCGAAACUGUUAACAUCGAAUCAGGAAUAUACCAUGGCAGAGAAGAGUAGGGAACGUUCAAAGCGCCAAUUCAGUAGUCCUGCAUCUAGACCGCACAGAUGAAUAAGGUAUAGUCAGUAACCCCGCGCAUAGAACGCGAUCCACCCCAUUUCUAUACGUAGAAGUAGUGUCUUAGUCUGCCACUCGACGAUUAGAUGUGAUUUGAGCGAUGGCUUUGUCCUUGAGCAAAUGGUGAAUGAAAUG
Fimicolochytrium jonesii is the source of this 1795-nucleotide messenger RNA. Its product is annotated as putative mitochondrial carrier family. The record is from RefSeq and is a predicted model, not a curated record. Gene Ontology annotation, molecular function: phosphate transmembrane transporter activity. Gene Ontology annotation, cellular component: mitochondrial inner membrane. Gene Ontology annotation, biological process: mitochondrial phosphate ion transmembrane transport. The transcript is spliced from 4 exons. Lineage: Eukaryota; Fungi; Chytridiomycota; Chytridiomycetes; Spizellomycetales; Powellomycetaceae. The coding region runs from base 480 to 1463 and encodes 327 amino acids.